This is a messenger RNA of Zingiber officinale, 1966 nucleotides long. RefSeq names its product glutathione reductase, chloroplastic-like. Gene Ontology annotation, molecular function: flavin adenine dinucleotide binding; glutathione-disulfide reductase (NADPH) activity; NADP binding. Gene Ontology annotation, cellular component: cytosol; mitochondrion. The transcript is spliced from 11 exons. Gene Ontology annotation, biological process: cellular response to oxidative stress; cell redox homeostasis; glutathione metabolic process. Bases 52 to 1725 code for a protein of 557 amino acids. NCBI's taxonomy places the organism in Eukaryota, Viridiplantae, Streptophyta, Magnoliopsida, Zingiberales, Zingiberaceae. The record is from RefSeq and is a predicted model, not a curated record.
GUUCCAUCUGACUUUACUUCUCGCUCUACGUUUUAGACUCCAAUUUACGCGAUGGCGGCCGCCCUGUCUCUCCGAGCUCCGCCUCCCGCCCUUGCCUCCGCCAUCGCUCUCCGAACCUUCUCGACGACUCUCCUCUCCACCCCCCUCAAACCUCUCUUCGCCUCCUCCUCGAGGGCCUUGCGAUCGACCCCGUUCCCACCUUUCCUUUCCCUCCUCCCCUCUCGCCGUCUCGCCGUCCGCGCCUGCGCCGACGGAGGAAACGGUGCCUCCUUCUCCCGCCAGUUCGACUUCGACCUAUUCACUAUCGGCGCCGGCAGCGGAGGCGUCCGCGCCUCGCGGUUCGCGGCGACCUACGGCGCCAAGGUGGCCAUCUGCGAGCUACCGUUCUCCACUAUAUCCUCAGAAAAUGCUGGCGGGGUCGGAGGAACAUGUGUGCUUCGUGGGUGUGUCCCAAAGAAACUUUUCGUGUAUGCGUCUCAAUAUUCCCAUGACUUUGAAGAGAGUCAUGGCUUUGGAUGGGCAUAUGAAUCUGAGCCAAAGCAUGACUGGAGUACCCUUAUAGCUAACAAGAAUGCAGAACUACAACGUCUCACAGGAAUCUACAAAAAUAUCCUUCAAAAUGCUGGUGUCACUUUAAUUGAAGGCCGUGGAAAGAUAGUUGAUCCACAUACUGUUGAAGUUGAUGGGAAACUCUACACAGCUAGGCAUAUACUUAUCUCUGUUGGUGGGCGACCUAAUCUUCCAGAGAUUCCUGGUAUAGAAUAUGCUAUUGACUCAGAUGCUGCAUUAGACUUGCCUUCAAAACCUGAAAAGAUUGCAAUAGUAGGAGGUGGGUAUAUUGCUUUAGAGUUUGCUGGCAUCUUCAAUGGGUUGAAGAGUGAGGUUCAUGUAUUUAUUCGACAAAAGAAAGUUUUGAGGGGAUUUGAUGAGGAGAUUAGAGACUUUGUUUCUGAACAGAUGUCCUUGCGGGGCAUUGAGUUUCAUGUAGAGGAGACUCCUCAGGCACUUGUCAAGUCAACAGAUGGAUUACUAUCACUUAGGACUAACAAAGGAACAAUUGAUGGUUUUUCACAUAUAAUGUUUGCAACAGGGCGAAGACCAAAUACAAAGAACUUGGGACUAGAGAAUGUUGGAGUAGACUUGGCUGAGAAUGGUGCCAUUCUGGUUGAUGAGUAUUCUCAGACAUCAGUAGAUUCCAUCUGGGCUGUUGGAGAUGUUACAGAUAGGUUAAACUUGACUCCUGUUGCACUAAUGGAAGGAGGGGCAUUUGCUAAAACUGUCUUUCUUAAUGAACCAACAAAGCCCAAUUUCACAGCUGUGCCUUCUGCUGUAUUUUGUCAACCUCCAAUUGGACAAGUUGGUCUAACUGAGGAGCAGGCUAUCCAAGAGUAUGGUGAUGUUGAUAUUUAUACCACCAACUUUAGGCCUCUGAAGGCUACCCUCUCUGGUCUGCCUGAUCGUGUGUUUAUGAAACUCAUUGUGUGUGCAAAUACAAAUAAAGUAUUAGGUGCUCACAUGUGUGGGGACGAUGCACCAGAGAUUAUACAGGGGAUUGGUAUUGCUAUAAAAGCUGGACUAACAAAAUGGGAUUUUGAUUCCACUGUUGGAAUUCACCCAACCUCCUCAGAGGAAUUUGUGACAAUGAGGAACCCAACUCGGAAGAUUCGGAAGGAUUCGGCUUCAGUUGUGGAAAUGAGUGGCGACAAGAUAAAAUCAGCAGGAUAAGUAGUACAUCCACAUCAAGAGAAACAUCUCACUACCAGUAAGGAAUCAGAAAUCGGUUCUACAUAAGGAGCCUAUACCCAACGGAGAGUCUGAUGUCUAUGGUUAGGGUAUAACCAUUCCACACAAAAGAAGGAAAACAUGUUUUGCUUUUUUUUUUUAAAAAAAAAAAAUCUGUAGAAACAAAAUUCUGGGUUACUUACUCAUCUUCCUGCAGAGAGAUUAAGUAUUGGGUUUUUGUUUU